Molecule: messenger RNA, 8420 nt
Organism: Apis cerana (Asiatic honeybee)
Lineage: Eukaryota; Metazoa; Arthropoda; Insecta; Hymenoptera; Apidae
Product: guanylate cyclase 32E
Biological process (GO): protein phosphorylation; cGMP biosynthetic process; intracellular signal transduction
Cellular component (GO): plasma membrane
Molecular function (GO): guanylate cyclase activity; peptide receptor activity; protein kinase activity
Source: RefSeq, a predicted model, not a curated record
AAUGGAGAGGAGAGAAGAGAAGUCCGGUCGAUCGAGUUUGGCGAUGGCGCGCCUCCCUCUUUUUUCGAAUCGUUUUCGCGGGUAUGCGGCUCAUGCGCGCCGCGUCACCGCGUCGAAGCUGGCGUCGGGGACUGUGAAUGGGACGACGACGCCGACGGCGACGACGCUCGACGUACGAGGGAAAGAGGACGAGCAGAGAGAAGUCAGUCUGGCCGCGCGCGCCUACGAUCACUGUCGACCGCCGGUCUCACGUCGUUCUCCUCGCGCCGGCGGGACGGUCGUUCGAAUCGCCAAUCUCGUUCUCCGUUAUUACACCCAUCGUUCUCCAUCCUUCGACACCUCCGUCGAACGCCUCCAAAAUUAUUUCUCCUUCGUUUCCUAUAUUUUGCUUGCGAUGAAAAUCGUUCGAUAAAAAUUGGAAAUCGUUGGAAUCGGGAUAAAGAUCCAGUUUGGAACAAAAUUGAACGAAUCUGAUAUCGAAGAAGUUUGAAAGUGUAAUACCCGCGUUCCAUCGCGUUGUUGUUUAAUUUCUUUCUUUUUUUUUUCUUUUUUUCUCGGCGAGAGGAGUUUUGUUUACGAAUGUAGACGAAUGUGAAUGAAUUUGUGCGGGGUAUGCAGAAAGGGGAAAUAGCUGUAAUUGUGCGUGCUUUUCAUUUCUUUGAUUUACCGCCACGAUUACGGGCCGCAUUCUUGCACGCUCGCUCACGUGGACCACGCGACGGCCGCGAAUUUAAAUUACGAGCUUCUAGUUUUCUGCCACGCGGAAUGCUUUAAUUCCUUCCGCGGCCCGCCUCUUAUCGAGAUCGACGCGUUUGCCACCGUGGUGCGCUAUAUAUAUCUGUUUAACCGGGGAAUGAUAUCGCAAGCGUGCGCGUAAUCUCGGCGGUGUUCGAGAGGAUCCCAGCAUUUUUCGGGGAAAGUAUUGGUUGCACGAAAAUACGAGGACGAGAGGUUCCGCGACUGGGCAUGCAACUGGCAAGCGUGGAGAGGGCUUGUCUGUUACUAACGGCGAUCCACAUUUUGCUCGAUAAGGGCGUCUACGCCGAGACAUUCACCCUCGGCUACAUCACCGGCUCGAAAAGGCGUCCAGGGGACUUUGAGUAUCAGCGUCCUGGUUACCGGAUAUCCGGCGCCAUAUCGCUCGCCGUGAAGGAGGUGAACGCGGGUGAGCUCGGUCGACGUGGGCACAAGCUCGACUUCCUCGUCGCGGAAACUUAUGGCGAGGAGGAGACCAGCAUCCUGAUGACCGCCGACCUUUGGACGAGGAAUAUCAGCGCCUACAUAGGGCCGCAGGAAACCUGCAUCCACGAGGGAAGAAUGGCCGCUGCGUUCAACCUUCCAAUGAUAUCUUACUUUUGCACCCAUCGAGAGUCCUCCAACAAGAAGGAGUUCCCUACGUUCGCCAGAACGAGGCCGCCCGAUACCCAAAUCUCUAAAUCCGUGGUCUCCGUGUUGAUGGCCUUCAACUGGACCAAAGUGACGUUCAUGUACAUGAACUCGACCCUGUUCGAAUUCAACAAAAUGUCAACGAUCGCCGAGACUAUAUUGGCAUCGUUCGAGGCGGCCGGUGUGACAGUGAACUUUAUUCGCUGUUGGGAAGAGCCAUACCACGUCACGCACAUGACCAAUCCGUUCCACAAAUACGUCACCGAGACUUAUAGGGAAACUCGAAUUUACGUGAUUCUAGGCAAUUACUACGAGCAUAUGGGGCUGUUAAUGGCGUUGGAUGAGAAGAAGCUAUUGGAAAAAGGUGAGUACUGGGUGGUCGGCGUCGAUAUCGAGCAAUACGAUGAGAAACGGCCGGACAAGUACUUCCGUGGUUUAUGGCAGAGGAAGACAAACUACUCGAUCCUGAAGGCGUAUCGUAGCUAUUUCAGCGUGGUUGCAUCCGCGCCCAUUUAUUCCACCAACUUCACGCGCAUGGUGAACUUGUACAGGCAGAAGCCGCCCUUCAACUUCUCCAAUCCCCUCGCCAACAUGGGUGGGAUCAUUCAGAUCGUGCCGGAGACGGCGUAUCUGUACGACGCGGUGCACCUCUACGAGAGAUCGUUGCUAAAAGCCCUGGACGAGGAUCGGGACCCGAGAAAUGGCCGAGAAAUGGUGGCGACUCUUUACGGCGUUCAUUAUCGGAGCGCCAUGGGAUAUAUGGUAUACAUGGACGAAAACGGUGACGCUGAAGGCAAUUACACUCUGAUUGCGCUGGACAAUCGGCCGACAAAGGGACACGGUUUAUACCCCAUAGCUUACUUUGUGGGAAAAGAGAACGGCACGAAUCUGCCGAUACUUCGAUUGACGAGGGAUAUUUCGUGGAUCGGUGACGGGCCGCCGAUCGCCGAGCCUCAUUGCGGUUACCACGGUGAAAAAUGCACGUCUCACACGGGAGAGAUCGUGGGUGGAAUAGCAGGUGGAUUUCUGUUGAUCAUGGCUGCUGUGGCCCUAGUGCUGUACAGGAACUGGAGGUACGAGCAGGAACUGGAUUCCCUACUGUGGAAGGUGAACUACAAAGACAUUCAGAUCAAGGAGCAGAAAGACGAGUCGUCCGGAAUGAACGAGGCGCCUACCAAAUGCAAUUCUAAGACAACGACCCAGCCCAUAGUAAGAACCAGCCAAGUAUCCCUAAGCUCGAAUCCCGACGCCGAUUUUCGUUAUUCGAUGAUUUACACGCAAAUAGGCGUGUACAAAGGGCGGAUAUUCGCCGUGAAGAAGGUUCGGAAGAAAUCGAUCGAGAUCACGCGGGAGAUGAAGAAGGAGCUGAAAGUGAUGCGUGACUUGCGACACGAUAAUUUGAACGCUUUCAUCGGGGCGUGCACCGACCCGCCAAACAUAUGCAUCGUCGUCGAGUAUUGCGCCCGUGGAAGUCUCAAGGAUAUCUUGGAGAACGAGGACAUGAAGCUGGAUAAUAUGUUCAUGGCGUCCUUGGUCGGAGAUAUAAUCAGAGGCAUGAUCUAUCUGCACGAUUCCGUCAUAAAAUAUCACGGCUCGCUGAGUACGUCCAACUGUUUGGUGGACUCUCGAUGGGUCGUAAAACUGGCAGACUUUGGGUUGCACGAGUUCAAAAAGAACGCCGAGUGCGAACCGUGCGACGUUAUAAAGAAGUAUCACGGUUUGUUGUAUCGAGCGCCUGAAUUGCUACGAUCGACGAAGAGUCAAGAGCCGAUAGCGCGCGAUUAUCAAAGAGGGGACGUUUACUCUUUCGCGAUAGUGUUGUACGAGCUUCAAGGGAGGCACGGUCCGUUCGGGAUCACGGAAUUAUCCGAUUCGGAGAUAUUGAAGAAGGUGAUCGGCCGGGAAACGGACACGGAACCGUUCAGACCACCGUUGAACCAGUUGGAGAACUGUUUCCAUUUCGUGCGCGAUUGUCUGAUAGAGUGCUGGGCCGAGGAUCCCGAGGCCCGACCAGACUUCAAGAUCGUAAGGAACAAGCUGAGACCUCUGAGGAAGGGCAUGAAGCCAAACAUAUUUGACAACAUGAUGGCCAUGAUGGAGAAAUACGCGAAUAAUCUGGAAGCCCUCGUGGACGAGCGAACGGAUCAAUUGACGGAAGAGAAGAAGAAAACAGACGCCCUGCUGUACGAAAUGUUGCCGCGUUACGUGGCGGAGCAAUUGAAACGGGGGCACAAAGUGGAGGCGGAAAGCUUCGACAGCGUCACCAUUUAUUUCAGCGACAUCGUAGGAUUCACCGCCAUGUCCGCCGAAAGCACGCCUCUACAGGUGGUAGACUUUCUGAACGAUUUGUACACCUGCUUCGAUUCGACGAUAGAAAAUUACGACGUGUACAAAGUGGAGACGAUCGGGGACGCUUACAUGGUGGUAAGCGGGCUGCCUAUUCGAAACGGUAUUCAGCACGCGGGAGAAAUUGCCAGCAUGUCCUUGUGCCUCCUAGACGCCAUUAAACAAUUCACCAUUCGGCACAGGCCCCUGGAUAAAUUGCAACUUCGAAUCGGUAUACAUUCAGGACCAGUGUGCGCCGGCGUGGUAGGCCUAAAAAUGCCGCGCUACUGCCUGUUCGGCGAUACCGUGAACACGGCCAGUCGCAUGGAAUCCACCGGCUCCCCUUUAAAGAUACACUGCAGCGGGGAGACGAAGGGGCUGCUGGAUCAACUAGGCGGUUUCAAGAUAGUGGAAAGGGGCCUGGUCUCCAUGAAGGGCAAAGGCGAGCGUCUCACGUACUGGCUGAUCGGCGAGGACGCGGUCCUCAGGGAGGAGAGGAGCAGGGAACGGGAGAAUCGAAGGAACGGUCACGCGAGGAGGAAUCCUUUGAUACCGCGAAGCUCCCUCAAGAACAAGUCGUUGGUACGGUCGACGUUCAUGAGGUGUUCGAGCGAGUCGCCCAAGAGAUUGCGCUUCGCCAGCUCGGACCAACUGAAUCAGAAAUGCUCGCGCGCGAACAGCCAAUUGGAAUCGAUAAUCGACAAUAGCCCGUGCAAGCCGAAAAUGUGCCGCGCCGCGGCCGGGGCGGAUUCGUGCGCCGUCGUGGAUAACUGGAGGUCGUCGAGCAACUCGUGCCCCUGCGUGGAGAAGCUGGGGGUGCAGGAAAGCACGCGGAUCGACGCGAAAGAACUGGGACGGCACCGAUCCCACGCGGAUUCGAAGGGCUUCCAGGCGUUGAGGCAUCUCAACUGGACGAUCGGCAACGAGGCUUGCCUCUCUUGCGAAGGAGGGGCGAAGAACUCGCGGUUCGGCUCGGCGGGGAUCGUGCAGACGAGCUGCAGAUCGGCGCCCAGCAGCCCGAGGCACAGCACUCUCAUCUUGAAUUGUCAGAGGCGAGCCGCGCAGUCGAACGAGGAGAUGGACGGAUGGGAUGCAACCACCCCGUUGAUUUAUCACCCGGGAGGACGAUUGGAUUAAGGGGGGAGUUCCUCGGGAAUUGGUGUGUUGUUACACGUAGAUGCGAUAGAUGUUGGAACUUGUUCGUAUCGGGGGCGAGAAAAGAUGGAAGAGUGAUCGGGUAAAUUGUCAAUUUUCCAAUUGCGAUUGCUUUUUUUUUCGACCUCGAUAAUUUCGAGAACUUGGAUUGAAAUUUUUCCCGAUUAACUGGGUCGAGUUUUCCCUCCCUUAAUCGAUGACGGACAAUCGAUCGUUUCUUUUUUCUCUUCUAUCCGCGCUACGUAAUUAAAUUCGAUCGAUUUGAUCGAGAUUGUAUCGGGACAAGCGGAGUUUUAGUCAAUUAAAGAACGGAUCGGUUGUUGGCGCGCGUAUCGAAUAUGAUUCUCCCCUCGCUCUCGGUACACGACGUACCAAAGCGCACCGUACGUACAAACGAGAUACCUAACAGAUGUAUUUAUACAUUAUUUAUAACACACGUAACUCGUGCACGGAAAUCAGCGCGCCAAUGUAACGGUAUAUUCCACGCAUUAGCUUAGACAAUCAAGAAGGCUCGUGCUUUUUAUUCUACGUAAGUGUCUCUAGUCAAUUUACUUUAAUUUUUACGCAUACGUUAUGUUGUUCCAACGCGAUGAAAUAUUCGGGAUGAAAUAUUACUCUGCUCGAAAUAGAACGGCCCGGAUGGAACGAACGGAAAUGGGACGAAUAUUUUAUAUUAGGUCCUAUUCUGUAAUCAACAGUUGCGUUAACUGAUAUUCUUUACUGCCGGCACGUAGUACUUAUAAGGCAAUUAUUUAUAGAGUAAUAUAUACGUACGACACCAUAAACGUAUCGUCACGAAAAUUUUUCUCGAUAACGCGUCUAAUUAAGAAACCGAUGUAUCGUAAGCGUGAUGCGAGCAUAUGUGUAUAAGUUUAUUAUCCUUCUCUUCUAAUAAAGAAAUCGAUUUAAUAAAACGCGAGAUCCGAUCAGACUCGAGUCGAGAAAUUAAAUUAAAAUACACGAAUUUUCUGCGGAAAAGAUAUCGAGAAAACGUAAAGAUAAUCCGAGAUAAUUUCGCGAGGUCUUUUGUUGUACGCGGAGUCGGCAUCGCACGAGCACGAUACGUGACGGAAUGGCGGCGAUAACGCGCCAAGAUCCAUUAAAAAAUUAUUAGCAUCGAGGAAAUUAAUUGUACGCGAGGCCGCAUUGAUUGCAUUCCUUCGUCGUGAAAAAUUGGAGAAAAGUCGAUGGAAGUCGAGAAGUCUAAACUAGCUACCAACGUUCAUGCACAUCCACUCGAAUGAAAGAAACGAAUAACCGAUGCUCGCUCGGAAUCGCAUCAGUGACCGUUUUACCGAGGGAGAAGGUUCGCAGGCGCGUUACGAAAGUCGUGGCGGCGCCGAUGAAAGCCCGGUUGCAGCCUUCCAGGCACGUUUUUUACUUGGCGCACGGAAACGAUUCACGAGAAGACGAAAGAUUUAUCAGGAUCGAGAAGCGAGCAACGUUUCGACAAACGUGCGUCCGUUUUGCAACGCGAGUUGACAGAUUGGCGUUGGAAAGUUGGCGUGUUCAAGGUGGGAAAAGGGGAGUCAGCAGUUUGAAUAUGCAUACCGGUGACGUUCCAUUCCCUUUUUAAAUAUCUAAUGGUACUGUUACGUUUAUUUAUAUAUAUAUAUAUGUAUAUAUACGAGCAAACUGGUCGCGAUCUGUCGUGCCUCCCGAUCACGAAAACUAUAACUAAACCCGUUAGUGGUUGGACGGCUAACUCUUCAUUACUUUAAUUUGCACGUCUCGUUACGUGCGUCUUCGUAACACGUGAUCGGUACGGUGCGCCGCGGUUCAGACUCUGCUUAAGUGCGAAACGGUCGUGCAAACAUCAGAAUGACUUCUGAAUUUAUUGCGCAAUUUACUAUUCGGUGUGUUUCGCAACUGCUGGAUGCGAGAGCGAAUGAACCAACGGAAAACGAUUCUUCUUCUCCUUUUUUUUCCUUUCUCCUCUUCGACCUCUUCUUUCCCUCUUUGAGACCGACCAGCCGCAUCCCUCCAAAGGGCAACACGCCUUCCUUCCUCGAUAAUCGAACAAUUCGAAUUCGAGGUAAAAUUUUCGAAUGGGAUCGUUUUUCACGAAACGAUUGGACGCAAGAAUCGCACACCCUGUAUAACGAGGCGACUCUUAUAUACAGAAUGGGGUACCAUCUUUAUUUACGGUGAAGUGGUUGUCGGCCAACUUAGAGGAGCGGCCAUCAUUCAAUCAAGCCGGACAAUUUAAACAGCCUGAUUCACGCAGCGAAAUCAUUUAAUAUUUGACGUCAAGCACGAUUAUCGUAUAACGGUGCGUAAUGGCCGAUUGUUUAUACAGGUUGCAAGCGGCGCCGUAAUUUUCAAAUGGUUGUAUCUGCCUCCCUGAGAACGAGAUGUUGUUGAACGUUUGCCGGAGCGAUGUUGCAAAAUGAUCCGUGAUUAGCGGACGAGUUACUCUUCUUCGUUCACCGUUAAUAACCAAAGUUGGAUCGAAAAAUAAAAAGAAUUGCUCCCCCCCUCCUUUCCAUCGUCUCCUUAUUUCGACGUCUCGCUCGAUUUCACGCGAAUCUCACCCGUACACGUCGCGAAUUUUCGAUCGUUCUGUUUACCCUAUCCGAAUAUCUCUUAGUAUUCGCUCGAUAUUAAUCGCCUCGGCGACACGUUGUAUUAUUUCGACUUCACGCUCGAACGCGGCCGUUAGAGCGAACACUUUUAUUAAUGCUCUUUCUCUCUCUCUCUCUCUCUCUUCUGCCAGCCGCGCGUCUAUUUAUAGUCUCGCGGAAUUAUCUUCAUCCGCCGUAGAACAAUACGUUCGGGGCGGAUAAAAAUUUCGAUAGGAGAAUGUUAAUCUACGCGGUUCAUCGUUGUCGUCGGUCUCGAAUGAAAAAGGAGCGGCUCGAUUACCGGCAAUUAGAUCAUCGUCGUUGCGCAUAGACGAAGUCGAGGAGGGGAAGAGAAAGAGAGAAAGAAUUUGCGAUACGCAAUAAUUGUAGAUGAAGAGUCGGUUAAGGAAAGAUUAAAAUUAAUUCCGGCAAAAUUUCAAUCAAUUUUUACUAAUCUUGCGAGAUAAAGUUUGAAACGGUUUAUCCCCUUCUUUCUCGAUCGAUCGGAACCACGGCAUCUCCUCUUUGCAACGCAUCGCACCUGCGCCACGCAACGACCUGUUGUUCGCGCACAACACGCGGUUACUUUACAUAAGAUAUGCGCAAGCUUAGGCCGAGCUGAAAAUAAACUUGCCGCGAUUCGACACGUUCGACACGUUCGUCUAACGCUCUCGUUGUCAUUUAACCUGAUUUCCAUCGGCACGAUUCGCGGGGCCUCGAACCGCCUCGCGUGCCUUUUCUUCGCGAUAAAUCUCUUUCCUCCUUGAUCGCCAAAGUUAUUCGAGAGAAAUCUAUCUCAGAGAUCUUCUCCGCCGGAUUGAAACGAAAUCGCGUCGUUUCAUCGACGACGACCAAUGGAAACAUCGUGACUUACGCAUCAUCGUGUAUCUAUUUAAUGAACGCUCUCGUUACGACUCGAGUUGUUCAACAUUCUAAGAGAUGUUGUUAUACGUGUAUAAUUAAGAGAAAAAUAUAUAUACGUGGAAGAUA